Messenger RNA from Microtus oregoni (creeping vole), 5373 nucleotides. Its product is annotated as CYFIP-related Rac1 interactor A. Gene Ontology annotation, molecular function: small GTPase binding. Gene Ontology annotation, biological process: regulation of actin filament polymerization. The record is from RefSeq and is a predicted model, not a curated record. Lineage: Eukaryota; Metazoa; Chordata; Mammalia; Rodentia; Cricetidae. The coding region runs from base 284 to 1255 and encodes 323 amino acids. The transcript has 12 exons.
CUCGGGCUGCGGCUGCCGCGGGAGAGGCUUCCACAGCUGCGGAGCGAGCGGAGCGGCCGAGGGCGAGCAACGCUGCGGCGGCCGUGGGGACAGCGGCGACAGCGGAGGCGGCAGCGGAGGCGGCGACUCCGGGUACCACUCCCGUAAGGACAGGGACUCUCGAGGACCACAGACCUGAUUUGGGGAGCUCCUUCCUGUGGCCUCAUUGCUGCGCCCACUGGUUUGUCCCUUCAGCCUGGAUUGGUGACACACAACCAGUGGAGAUAUUUCCAGGUUUGCUGGCAUGGGAAACCUGCUCAAAGUCCUGACCCGGGAAAUUGAGAAUUAUCCACACUUUUUCCUGGAUUUUGAAAAUGCCCAGCCUACAGAAGGAGAACGAGAGAUAUGGAACCAGAUCAGUGCUGUCCUCCAGGACUCCGAGAGCAUCCUCACGGACCUGCAGGCUUACAAAGGAGCGGGACCAGAGAUCCGAGAUGCAAUUCAAAAUCCCAAUGAUAUUCAACUUCAAGAAAAGGCUUGGAAUGCAGUCUGCCCCUUGGUCGUGAGACUGAAACGGUUUUAUGAAUUUUCCAUUCGCCUUGAAAAAGCCCUGCAGAGUUUACUGGAAUCUCUGACGUGCCCUCCUUACACACCAACCCAGCACCUGGAGCGGGAGCAGGCCCUGGCAAAGGAAUUUGCAGAAAUCUUACAUUUUACCCUUCGAUUUGAUGAGCUGAAGAUGAGGAACCCAGCGAUUCAGAAUGACUUUAGUUACUACAGGAGAACAAUAAGUCGCAACCGCAUCAACAACAUGCAUCUAGACAUUGAGAAUGAAGUGAAUAAUGAGAUGGCCAACCGAAUGUCCCUCUUCUAUGCCGAAGCCACACCGAUGCUGAAGACUCUCAGCAAUGCCACAAUGCACUUUGUCUCAGAAAAUAAAACCCUGCCAAUAGAGAAUACCACAGACUGCCUCAGUACCAUGACAAGCGUCUGCAAGGUUAUGCUGGAGACACCGGAGUACAGGAGCAGGUUUACAAGCGAGGAGACACUCAUGUUCUGCAUGAGGGUGAUGGUGGGGGUCAUCAUCCUCUAUGACCACGUGCACCCCGUGGGAGCUUUCUGCAAGACAUCCAAAAUUGAUAUGAAAGGCUGCAUAAAAGUGCUGAAGGAGCAGGCCCCGGACAGUGUGGAAGGGCUGCUGAAUGCUCUCAGGUUCACUACAAAGCACUUGAAUGACGAAUCGACUUCCAAACAGAUUCGGGCGAUGCUUCAGUAGAGCCCUGCUUACAGAGGAGGAUCUGUGUGCUGACCUCAGAAGAUGUAUAUGUUUACAUAAUUUAAUACAGAUUGAUGUUAAUACUUGUGUAUUUACAUAACCACUUCCUUCUUGUCUCUGAAAUAUAUGGACCUUAAUUUGUAUCCUGACUGACUCAACCCAGCAGAGCAUAAAUUGACUCGAGAGCCUUACCUUUGAUGUUCGCCAUGAAAAUCCUGUCUCCAAGGGCCGAAUUUGGAAACUUCAGUCUUGGCUGCUGGAGUCUUGCAGUGACACCUGUAACGAGCAGAAAUUCUUAAUAGUUUGUGGUAUUGUUUUAAUUCUAGUUGUGUUAUCUCUCUGGGAGUAUAGUUUAUAGAAACACAAAGUACUUGAUUUCCUGUGUCGGCUCAGAUACAAGAAGCACACACAACUGUUGCCCUGACGGAGAGAGAGCAAGAGAGAAGAAUGAAAGAUAAGAAAAAUGCAUGUGGCGGGUGGGGUACAACUGUUGUGAGUUCAGCACGCCCCCUCUUCCUUCAGCCUGCAAACCUCCCGUGCAGCGUUUCUGUAUGCACGUGUGUGAGUAAUCCAAACAUUCUCCUGUCUCAAUCCACGUUCCUUCCAUUCCUUUUCAGUUGUUGUCAGAGGAAAAUCGCCUGUGUUUUAAUCCACUAAUGAGGAGGCAAUGGGUCGAGAGAGGGGUUCUUCCAGGAGGACUGAGGGAAGUGGCUAUCUGAAGGGCAUUUGAGAGAGGGAGCUGGCGUAAGGAUAAUCAUAUUUCUGUCAACCUUCUGCCUGCGGGGACAGAGAGAUAGAACUCUGAUUGUAAAUAAGGCCACUCAUUCCCCAGGAGCCUGCUGAGUUCUAUGUACACCACCCCUCAUGAUAAGGAGAUCCCAUUUCUCUGUGAAAAUGGACUGUUCAUGUCAGAACUGAGAACUAAGGCACUUUGUUAUUUCCCAGAGAAGGAGGGAUUUAGAGAGAAGAUAUCUAUGUUUCCUGAUUGCCUGGUGUCAGCCUCCGCCACUCUGUGUACUUUGACAGAUUCACUUUUAGUGUGCUCACCUUCCUCAUGUAUAAAAUAGUCAGUCUUGGGGGCCAGAGAGACGGCUCAGUGGUUAAGAGUACUUGUUGCUGUUGCAGAGGAUCUGAAUUUGAUUCCCAGCAUCCACAUGGUGACUCAUAGCUAUCCAUUAUUCCAGUUCCAGGGCAUCCAGUACCCUCUUCCGAUCUCCAUGGGUACCAUGCAUACACAUAGUGUGCUCCUAUACAUGCAGGAAAAAAAACAUUUAUACAUAUAAAAUAAAUGAACUUUUAAAAAAUCUAAACGAGUUUCUAAGAGUCCUGGAAGGCUAGUGGGAGCCACACUACCAACCUUCCUUCAUGCACAAAUUCCAAGGAAUACCCUUAUAAUUAUCAAUCUCACCAGUGCUGCAGGCAUUCUGCUAUAGGUCACAGCCGAGUUAGGGGCGAAUAUGGGAAACAUACUGUGACAUCUAAUGGAAGGAUGUGGGCACACAAGAUGACUCUUGCUUUGGACUCGAUCCCCAGAUGUUUCCUACCUGACUCUCUACUCUUCCCUCUUUCCCAUGUGGCCUAUGGAGAUGUACUGUGGAGUGUAUGGAGCCUUCUAGAGAAAUCUUGAGGCUAACCUGUGAUAUUGCUUGCAUGUCUCUCCUGGAAGGAGAGGGUUUUCCAGACAGCUGAUGAGUAAUAACCCUGGAAUUCAGGUCUAGGACGAUCAGGGUAUAGUACAGUUUGGUUCCCAACAUUCCACGAGAAGAGCUGUGAAAUACCUACAUAUCCAGACUAGGGAAGUGGCCAUCUAGCAUUCCAUCAAGCCCUCCAAGAAAGGGAAUACUUGGUUUGUCCCAACACAGAAAUGCAAACACAUGGGGAGAACUGCUUCCCUGGUCUGUAUAUCAAUGUAGUCAAUGGAGAGGGAAGAACCUUGUCCUUUGGUGCUUUACCAGAAGAGUAAAUACAGCCACUUGACUGAUGUGCGUGUUCUCAGCAGAGCAGAAUCACGCUAGAUGGCUUCCAUGAGCUUCUCAAACCUAGGAAUUCCAAGAUCCAGAGGAGGCCAGGAAAUGUGAUCAUGUGGGGUGAGACAUCCCUCCAACACUCAACUUUAGGGUGUUCCAUUUGGCAGUCAUGAGUAUUGCUCAGUUGGGCAACCGUCGAGCCUACAAGGGCAGUGAGGCACACUGUGAGUGAGCUUGUGUCCAUUUGCCCUUUCCUCAAAAGAGGAGACUGAGAUGUCAGAGAAGAAAGGACUUCCCAUUUUCUCUAUGGCUCUUAGACACAGACCUGAACCAUGAACCUAAGCCACGUUAUUUAUACCAUAGCUGCCUCUCAGCUGGCUACAUAAGAAAACAUUAGAGAUUAUCUGUCAGAUCACACACACACGCACAGUUGAGGAUAUUUGUAACUUUUAGUUAGACUUUCCAUCCAAUGGGACCAAAUGUGUGUAUAGGUGCUGCCAGUCUGCUUCACUUUAGCCAGUCCAUUGUCUCCAAGAUGAGACUCAGCGGGACUUGAAUUUUGAGAAGCCCAGGGUCUGAGUAGUUGCCUCAGGUCACCAAGAGGACAGGCUGAGUGUGUGUCUGUGAUCACUAACAGGGAGUGGAUCUUGAGUCCACUCCAGAACUGUUGUGGGAGACCAAUUCUCUUAACAGACUGUCCAUUAGGCAUCGGGAAUCCUUGAACAAUUUGGUUUUUCUUUCUUUCUUUUUUUUUUUUUUGUGCUGCAUGCAUAUGUAUCCAGCACUCAUGGGUGGUUUGGGGGAAAGUACUAGGGACAAUAUCAAUGUUAAUAAUACUUCAUAAUUGAUGUCUCAUAAAGCCUUUUAUAUUUAAUUUGAGGCAAGAAAGAAGGUCAAAAUGGUGUUUCCCAGACAUGUUGCUACUUUUGGCAUGAUAGCACCUCUCAUGUUUACCUAGACAUUCAUAGUAAAAGCUGGGUGGAAAUGGGUAUUUUUAUUGGUAAUAAAUAGAGCCAGAAUAUUAGAGCCGCAAUAUAGCCAGAAUAUUAGCUGAAGACCACGAAGAAGGUCUUAAGUGUAUCUUAAUAUUUAGUUAAUGUAUUUCUCACCAACAUAAACAUACAUUCUUGGUUAUCACAGUUAUAUCAAACAUGAAUGGCAAGCCUUAGUUUUUCGAGACAUCAUCACAAUUAAGUCAAAAUUAUUUCAUGCUUCUUCAAGAGCAAGAAGAAACCUACCCAAUCCAGGGAUCCAGUUGUAUAGUCAAGUCCAGACUUCUCAUUCAAUCUUACAUAGUAGACAUCUCACCAAUGCUCUAGAUAUUAAUAACUAACAUUGGGAUUUUCUCUCCGCCAGCCCCUGCCUUCAGAACUCCAUUGCCACAGUGCCCUGUAUAGAUGACUGCAGAUUAGAAGGGGCUUUGAAGUUGUCAUAUGUUGUUUGCCGAAGUCAUUGUAAUUUUUUUUUUGCCUGCAUUGCCUCUUUUUGUACAGAACUUUCGAGUGUGAAAUGAAAAUUAAAGUUUGGUACAUACAUAAUUUAAAGUCAUGCUUUUAUAUGACGCACAGGGUAAAAUGGGUGGUACAACAUAGAAGCCUGCUUAGCCUGCCGUGAGGAAAUCGCACCAUGCCAGCUUCCCUUCCCCCACUCCUACCGUAGUUUCUUCAAGCAUGGCAUGCAGUGUCCCAAAGGCCUGCUUUUGGAAUCCAUGGUCUAAUAUUCAUUUCGAUCGACAAGGACCGUCAUUAUAUUAAAGGAGAAGAAGAGAAGAAGCCUGGCACCUUGAGAUGCAGCAGUGCUGCUGGCCGAAGGAUGCUAAGAAAGCAAUAAAUGUUCUUCCAUUCUUUCAAAUGCAGUAGCAUUUCCUGAAUUUGGCAAAAUUGGUGGGGGGAAAAUCCCUCCUCUGUGUAUAUUCAUUUUUUUUCAGACCACAGAAGCAAUAAAAUGGUUCUUUUAAUGCAUCAGCGCGGACACUUGCCCAGAGCGUUACUUCUCAUUUGCACUCCUGCAGCCAGAGACCUUAUUGUAGGGGUGCGCAGUUCAUCUGAGUCUCUGAGAGGGACCUCACUGCAGCCUGUGAAAAGACAGGCAUGACGCUUAGGUUGACUUGGAGCAUGAAAGGAAUGACGAUGAGAACUUUUCUGUAAACUG